AUGCCAUUCCUGCUUUCCCAAGCUUCUCUUCUCCGCGAGCGCCUUCCAUUUGCGGUUGCAGACUUGGGACGCCUGCCGAGCUCUUGGCCGAACCAAGAACAUCUCCCCCAGGCCAGGUACACGACCGAUACUUCCCCGAGACUACCAUGGCUUUCCCCAAACAGCGCCGCCGGCCUUCUCGUUUCCCCCGGUCGCCCAGAGACAAACGAUGCACAACCCACAAAUAUGCGCCGUCUCACUCGCCAGCCGAGAAAUGCCAACCAUCGCCAACAGGUUGGCAAUUUUUGGCAGCUUCUAUCAACGCUUCACGACUGGUACCAAGCACCCGCCAAGUUGCAAUAUCGGUGUUGGCACCUUCGCCACGGCCAGAUAAGCCCCCAGUGCCAUCCUUUUGGACGCCUUCCACUGGCCUUUGCACCUGCCAAAGACACGGGCCCAAGAGACCAUUUCGGAUCGCUCCAAGAGCACAGACAGCACCAAAAUCUAGGUUGGGCCGACCAUCACACCACACAACCUCCCAAAAUCACUAUUACCUAUGGUUUGUGGGCCUCGUUUACAGGCUCGGGCCAGCAGCUCCUGUCAAAAAUCCAUGACGAACACUUCGCCUAUCUCUUAGCUUCAAUUCGACAUAUUCCAUCGGCCGUCUGGACCCUUCCGACCUUCUUGAAUCGAGAGGCUGAGGUGUCGUUGUCUCGGCACGCCAGCCACGUCGUCAGGGCCGUCCCAGGUAGCACCCGGCCUGCUGACUUACGCCCAUCGAACACGCCAUGCCACACCGUUCACACCACCUCUUUCACCUCCCCUUUCCGUACUGUCGAAUGGGAUUGCCGCUACUCACGAGCUGCGAUACUGCAGCAACAUCUCUUGAAUCUCCACGGCUUGCCUUGCAGCACCUUUGAGGCUUGCAGACUGAGUACAAACUAUGAUGAUCUACGAAAGGCUUCGCUCUUUCAGCAGACGAGUCGUAACCGAAGCAUCAGCUCCCAGUCGUCUACCAAGGCCGGGCGUUUUGCACUAAGCCAGCCUUCGGUCUUGCCUUCAACUUCGAGAAAUAUCACCGAGACAAGGGGCACACAGCAUCAUAGGGAACGGCCAAGCCUAGAACUACCCUGUCAAUUUCCCUCCCAUUGGGCGUCCAAGAGUGGUCCUUGUCCAUUCCACCACACCUUGUUCAGCGGGGACCAGACCUACUACACUUCGAACCAGUCUGAGCGUCUAGAGCAAGAUCUCAACGUCACCUUACCAAAUGUCCUAGAUUUCCCGCUACACGAGGACAAUUUCCUCUGGUUCAAGCCGCACUUUCACUCCCCGACCAGUGCCCACGCGGGCUUUCCGUGA
This is a messenger RNA of Colletotrichum lupini, 1338 nucleotides long. RefSeq lists its product as uncharacterized. Bases 1 to 1338 code for a protein of 445 amino acids. Lineage: Eukaryota; Fungi; Ascomycota; Sordariomycetes; Glomerellales; Glomerellaceae. The record is from RefSeq and is a predicted model, not a curated record. The transcript is spliced from 9 exons.